UCCUUUCACCGCCUUCCCUCCUAUGCCCCUCAUCUAACUUCCCCGUUUGAAGUCAAAUCUUUCUUAUCAACCAACCCUUUCUUCCUCAGAUUUUUCGCUUCCGACAUACUUUUUCGUCGCUGCGUCUUAAAGAUAAUUUCUUCGGUUAAUUAUGAUCUCUUAGAAUUUUUUCUAAUAUUGAAUUUUUCAGCUGAAAGGGCAAGUUUUGGUUCUCGAUUCGAUUUCAAAUUAAGUAGCAGAGAAUAAACAAGUAUAGCUAUAGAUGCUGAUUUAAACAUGAAACAGAAGAAAAGGCAUGGUUAAGCUAGUGAAGCACAGGAAAACUUACAAGUUGCAGAAGUAGCUGGUCUGAUAAUGAGGUUGAUGAUCCAAUGGAGCAACCUCGAUUUAAGAUGAGAAGAUGAUGGCAGAACAGCAGAACUGGAUCAUCAAAGGUCUUGAGUGUUUCUUUUGUUGCCUGUUCAUUCUCAUCAGUUCGACUCUUGCUAAAGACGGAAUCGUAAGCAUCAAAUGCUGUGCCGCACCAAAUUCUAGAGAUAAAAGUUUCAUAAACUGCAUAUCAGAUUAUGGAUUGUACCCAGAUAAUGCAACUUGUGAGAAAAUAACAAGAGCAGAAGCCAACUUUACAGGUUAUGAUAAAGUUGGGGUUUUCUAUAGUAAUUCAGGAAAGAGAUGUUACGGCUUACCAACCAUUAAGAACCAAGAUUAUCUGAUACGAGCUAAUUUCCUUUAUGGAGAUCUGGUGGGCUCUGCCCUCGAUGUUUUGAUUGAUAUCUCAAAAGUUAGCACAACCAAAUCGUCCGAGGAUUCACAGGUCGAGGGCAUUUUCAAAGCUAAUGGCAAGUAUACAGACUUUUGCUCACAACACAGCAAGGCAGAUCCACAUAUUUCAGAGCUUGAACUCAGACCUCUGGCCGAUUCCAAGUAUUUACAGGAAAAUGCGUCAAAUGUUUUAAAGUUGAUCGGCAGAAAUGACGUAGGAAAUGUAGGAGUUGCUAUCAGGUACCCAGUUGACAAACUCGAUAGAAUUUGGAAAAGUCCUGAUCCCAGACUAGUUUCCGUAUCACCGGAUGCAGUGCCAGUCCAAGCCAACACUACUAUUGACAAUGCUAGCACAACAGUGCCUGUUGAAGUUCUCCAAAGUGCUCUAACACAUACAGACAGAUUAGAGUUUCUACACAAAAAUAUUGAUGCAGAAGAGCACAAUUAUACAUUGUUCCUCUACUUUUUAGAGCUCGAUUCUAAUGCAACUGGACAAAGGGUGUUUAGCAUCUUUAUCAACAAUGAAAUGAAGCAUGAGAAUUUUCACAUAUCAGUUGAUGGGUCAAAUUAUAAUGAAGUUGUGCUGACUGUCACAGCAACCGCGUCUCUAAAUUUGACUCUAGUAAAGGUCACAAAUGAGUCUCACUUUGGACCCCUAUUAAACGCAUAUGAGAUCCUACAGGUGAAGCCAUGGGUUCAAGGAACCAACCAGCAAGAUCAGGAUGGCAUAAAGCAGAUAAGAGCUGAGCUGCUUCAUCAUAACAAAGAAAACGAUGUGCUGCAGAGAUGGUCAGGAGACCCGUGUCUUCCUCUUUCUUGGGAAGGUCUGACAUGCGAAUUAAUGAAUGGGUCCCAAGUAAUCACCAGGCUGGACAUUUCCUCGAGUAGUCUUCACGGACCAUUUCCUGCUAUAACUGGGCUGAACUACCUAACAGAGCUAAAUGGCAGCAACAACCAUUUCACUGGCCGCAUACCAUCAUUCCAAUCAUCAUCCACCACGUUAACAUCAGUGGAUCUGAGACACAAUGAUCUAAUUGGAUCUCUUCCAAUUUCAUUAACCUCACUGCCACAUUUGACAACAUUAUACUUUGGGUGCAAUCCUGGUUUAAGCAACAAGGUUCCUUCCGGUUUUAACAGCUCGGGAAUUGCUACAACAGAUUUUAAAAAUUUCAGCUACGGGGCAUGUCUUACACAAAGACAAAAAAACGAAAUACAGGGAAUUGUCAUAGGCACCAUAGUAGUUGGAUCCUUCCUCAUAGCACUUGGACUUGCUUUUGCUUUCAUCUACAGAAGAAAAUUUCUCACUCUAGGAAGGUUUGAUUGGAAACAACACCAGAUGACAAAGAAUGCCAUUUACUCUCUUCCCAGUUCAAACGAUGUUGCUUUCAAGUCUAUAAAUAUUCAAGUGUUUACUCUAGAAUCUAUAGAAAAUGCCACGCACAAGUCUAGAACCUUGAUAGGUGAAGGAGGUUUUGGACCAGUAUAUCGUGGCACACUUCUUGAUGGUCAAGAAGUAGCAGUUAAGGUUCGGUCAUCCACUUCCACUCAAGGAACUCGGGAAUUUGAGAAUGAGCUAAAUCUUCUUUCCACUAUCCGUCACGAGAAUCUGGUGCCCCUUCUUGGUUAUUGUUGUGAAAAAGACCAACAAAUCCUUGUUUAUCCAUUUAUGUCUAACGGCUCUCUGCAAGAUCGCCUAUAUGGGGAAGCAUCAAAAAGGAAAACUCUAGAUUGGCCAACCAGACUUUCCAUUGCCCUUGGUGCGGCUCGAGGUUUGACACAUCUUCAUACAUUUGCUGGACGUUGCAUUAUACAUAGGGAUGUAAAGUCAAGUAACAUACUUCUAGAUCAAAGCAUGAAUGCCAAAGUGGCGGAUUUCGGUUUCUCAAAGUAUGCUCCUCAGGAGGGGGAUAGUGGUGCGUCUCUGGAAGUAAGAGGCACUGCUGGAUAUAUGGAUCCAGAGUAUUACUCAACGCAUCAUCUAUCAGCAAAAAGCGACGUCUUUAGCUUUGGGGUGGUUCUACUUGAAAUAGUCAGUGGCCGGGAACCUCUUAACAUCAAGAGACCAAGAAACGAGUGGAGCUUGGUUGAAUGGGCAAAACUUUACAUAAGGGAAUCAAAGAUUGAUGAAAUUGUGGAUCCUAGCAUAAAAGGAGGGUAUCAUGCAGAGGCAAUGUGGAGAGUGGUUGAGGCUGCCUUGGCGUGCAUUGAGCCUUUCUCUGCAUAUCGACCGUCCAUGGUUGACAUUGUCAGAGAGUUGGAGGAUGCUUUGAUAAUAGAAAACAAUGCAUCUGAAUACAUGAAGUCCAUUGACAGCAUAGGUGGGUACAGCUUGGGAGGGUCCAAUCGCUUCUCCAUAAUCACAGACAAAAAGAAUGUUUUACUACCGCCCACACCAACCCCAACGGAACCAUCACCAAUUAAUACACAAGCGCUGGCUCCUCUAGAGCCAAGGUAGAAGAUGAGUUCAUAAGGUGUUACCCAUCUAUCAGUAUAGUUGAAUCACAUGCCAGAUUUAAACGAGCAAAAGUCCUGAAUACUCUAUUUCGUACACUUGGCAUUUUUUUCCUGACUAUUCAAGUUAGGGAAUCUGCUUUUUGUGACAAGACAUGAACAUAUGUACAUGCUUUGGUUAAACUUCCAUUACAACAAUAGAGACUAGAGAAAAAUGCUGAGGCAGUGGAAUAAGUUUCAGGCCGGACAGUGAAAAAUAUUAUUUGUAGCUUAAGCAUCUUAGUUGAUAAUUAGGAUGACCUGCUAAUUCGAGUUA
Molecule: messenger RNA, 3529 nt
Organism: Mercurialis annua (annual mercury)
Lineage: Eukaryota; Viridiplantae; Streptophyta; Magnoliopsida; Malpighiales; Euphorbiaceae
Product: nodulation receptor kinase-like
Exons: 15
Coding region: 401-3217 (938 amino acids)
Biological process (GO): protein phosphorylation
Molecular function (GO): protein kinase activity; ATP binding
Source: RefSeq, a predicted model, not a curated record